This is a messenger RNA of Periconia digitata, 801 nucleotides long. The record is from the annotation of a GenBank genome assembly. Lineage: Eukaryota; Fungi; Ascomycota; Dothideomycetes; Pleosporales; Periconiaceae.
GCUGAAGAAAAGUAUAUAAAGGGUUCAAAUCAAACACAUUAUCCUCAUAACAAUACUUCAUUCCACCAUACUCUAUCUUUACUCAAACGCUCAAUUCCCAGCAUUAUGGUUUCAACGGAAGAAUCAGAGGUCCCAUCAGACCUAAAGUCCCGCAUGCAGGCAACAUACGAUACCAUUGCAGUUGCCUAUAACGACGCUCUUGCGGACGAAAACGACCAGAUCCGCAGAAAAUACACAUCGCAACUCAUCGAUCUUCUGCAACAAAGCUCCAUCAAGGAAGCCUCUAUCCUAGAACUUGGAUGUGGCGCCGGUGUACCGGGGACAAGCACUCUUCUCGAAUCGCAGAACCCUGAGAUUCACGUCAUCGGCAACGACUUUUCAUCCGGUCAGCUUGAUCUCGCACACCAGCGUCUCCAAAGCUUUGAAGAUGCAGGACAGCUGGAGUUAAGGCAGGGUGACAUGAUGGCUCUUGAUUUCCCUCCAGCAUCUUUCGAUGCUGUUGUUGGGUUUUACUCGAUCAUCCAUCUUCCGCGCGCUGAACAGACAGAGCUCCUAGGGCGUAUUGUGAAGUGGUUGAAGCCAGGUGGUUAUCUCCUAGCAAACUUUUCCAAGGAGGAAUUUUCCAAUAGAGUGAACACACAGUGGUUGGGCCAGAAGAAGGGAUGGGCGUACUGGAGUGGGUGGGGCGAGGAAGGAAGUGCGAAGAUGGUGGAGGAGGCUGGAUUGACGAUUGUUGUAAGAGAGAUUUCGGACUGCGAGAACGAUGCAAUGUUUCUGUGGAUCAUUGCGAAGAAGCUUUGA